Bufo bufo (common toad) is the source of this 1273-nucleotide messenger RNA. RefSeq names its product macrophage receptor MARCO-like. Lineage: Eukaryota; Metazoa; Chordata; Amphibia; Anura; Bufonidae. The transcript is spliced from 12 exons. The coding region runs from base 71 to 1273 and encodes 400 amino acids. The record is from RefSeq and is a predicted model, not a curated record.
UUCUGGUUCCUAGAGAAACACCCGGGUGAAGGGAGACGCUUAGAACAAGUCUUUAAUUGCAGCUCAAAGGAUGGCGACUUCUGGCAUGGCUACAUUUGAAAUUAACGAUGUGAAGCCAAAAAACAACAACAAACAUAAGUUUCUGCCGAUUUUCUUCUUCCUGUAUCUCAUCCUCUUGACGGGUGGAUUUGUGUACUUGGCUUAUAAAGAAACGGUUCUGGAGAAGGAACUUGCUCCCUUAAGAGAUGUCUGCAGCCAGAGAUGUCCUGAGGAGCCCCAGACUCCGGGGCCAUUCAUUGUCGGUAUGGAGGGGUCCGCUAUGGACUCUGAUGUGGAGGAGAUGGUCCACGGCCUGAACGUCACCUCUCUGUCAGUGCGGACCCGGGUGACGACUCUGGAGCGGGAGAUCCGCCUCAUUCAUGUCAAGAACACGGAGCUGAGCAUGAAAAUCAGCAACAUUACGUUGUCAGAGGGGCGACCAGGAACUGAUGGGAGACCAGGCGAGCAGGGGCCCCCAGGAGCCCGAGGAGAACGAGGACUUCCCGGCCAGAAAGGAGAGGAAGGACGCGGCGGUAAGGAGGGUCUCCCCGGACCUCAAGGCCCAGCUGGACCCCCCGGGAAGGAUGGUGCUCCUGGUGCACAGGGACCAAAAGGAAGCAAAGGGGAAACUGGUAUAAAUGGAGCCCCAGGAUCAGUGGGAAUUCCUGGAAUAAAUGGAGAAAAGGGAGAGAAAGGCGACUCAGGUUUUCCCGGUCAGAAAGGAGAUGAUGGAAGCCGCGGGGGAGGGGGCCCCUCAGGGCCAGCAGGACUUCCAGGAACAGAUGGUGCGAAAGGCGAACCUGGAAGGCCGGGACAAGACGGACAAAAAGGUGCAGCAGGAUUUCCAGGAAUUCCAGGAAGCCCCGGAAUGCAAGGUGCAACUGGACAAAAAGGAAGCAAAGGGGAUGCUGGUGUGGCUGGAGCUCCAGGAAUCCCUGGAAUACCUGGGAGUAAGGGACAGAAAGGAGAAGAAGGGAAACUCAUUGGCGGAGAAAGUGCGAGGAAACCUGGAAGAGAUGAAGCGGCUGUCAGUCUGUCCGUGGCUGAUACUAGACUGACCGCCGCACUGACACUGCUGCCUGACCACAUAUUGCAGUCCUCCUCGGCUCUCAGCACAUCCUGUGGCUCACAUUCUACAUGCGCAGGAAACCAGAGGCUGAUCUCACUGCAGGCGCAGCGAAACCUUGUGUCGGCGCGGCGCUUCUUAUCCUUAUCUGCCUCCAGUCUCCUGUAA